This is a messenger RNA of Neoarius graeffei (lesser salmon catfish), 1782 nucleotides long. It is a transcript of the gene bola1, whose product is annotated as bolA family member 1. Bases 1060 to 1503 code for a protein of 147 amino acids. The transcript is spliced from 2 exons. Gene Ontology annotation, cellular component: mitochondrion. NCBI's taxonomy places the organism in Eukaryota, Metazoa, Chordata, Actinopteri, Siluriformes, Ariidae. The record is from RefSeq and is a predicted model, not a curated record.
AGAUGUUGGGUGGGUGUGUCCCUUUAUGACGUCACAAAGGGACACUGUCCUGGCAAGCCCAGUUACAAAAUUUCAAAAUGAUAUCAGGUUUCACUGAUUGCUGAUAAAAACAAAAGACGACCUUUUCUUCCUACUCUUUUCCUGUGAUAAUAGUGGAGAUGUUCAGGCAAACGUUGGACUCAAAGUCCCACCCUGUGUCUGAAAUCGCUCCCUACUCACUACAUAGGGUGCUAUAUAGUGAGGACGCCAUUUUGUAGCGCUGUCCAAAACCUUUGUGAGGAUUAUUUACACCCUAUAUAGUGCACUCAAAGAAUCCCACAAUGCAUCACGAAAAGUAGUGUACAACGAUGGUCACUAACCAAAGCAAUAUAUCCCAUCAUGCAUUGCGGUCGCACUGAAAGAAAUCAAAUUAAAAGUCUCAAAUUUGAUUUAAUAAAAGGCAGCGGCAAAGAAGAGAGUAUUCAGCCUUGAUUUAAAAGAACUGAAAGAUGCAGGCACUUUGUAUUGAUUAAUGUGUGAAAUGCGCUCAGUAUAAUAUGGAUUUAUCACAAAAACACAUGCAUGUAUUUAUUAUUUUGAAAACCCACCAGCCGACUGAUCUGGCAUGUUUUAAUUGUGCGACAGUAAUGACAUAAAUACCAGCGCGACAGACUAGUGUCCGAAAGAGUUUUUACAUUUUACCAAUGAGCUCACUAUAUAGUCCUCUAUAUAGUAAUUCCCUAAAUAGUGAGUAGGGAGUAGUGAACGAGUGAGCGAUUUCAGAUACAGGGCCAGAAUGCUUGGCUCGUUAAUGAGUUAUGGUUUGACAAGAGCAGUGUUGCUGACAAUGAUACUAAUAUGAAAAUCAGUUGUAGAAGCUGAUCUGUUUGAGCAGAGUGUAAACAGACAACAGGACUAAAAUCUUCAGGGCUAAAUCACACUGCACCACCAACAGAAGGUCGCCGAACGGCAUUGUGGGUAAUGCAGGAAACGAAAGUGAAAAGACGAAUAAGUAUAAACUUAAAUUUUCUUCAAAAUUAACGUACCUGCCGUGGCCGUCCUGUCUCACCUGAUUUACCGAUGCUGUCCCAUGUUCGCCACUUGAUCCGUUCCUCCUCCGUGGCGCUCUCUUCAUCCAGACGCUUGUCUCAUCUCAUGGAAGCUGCUUCCAGUCGGCCGGUCGAGGCUUCCAUUCGCACCAAACUGACUCAGGCUCUUGAUCCAGAGCACCUGGAGGUGUUGAAUGAGAGCCACAUGCAUGCCGUGCCUCCGGACUCCGAGUCGCACUUCAGAGUACUGGUGGUGAGCUCUCGCUUCGAGGGUUUGUCCCUGCUGCAGCGCCACCGCCUGGUCAACGAGGCCCUGAGCCAUGAGCUGAGCAGCAGUGUUCAUGCUCUCGCCAUCCAGGCCAAGACGCCCCAGCAAUGGAGCAGCAACCCGAGCCUGGCUCAGAGCCCGCCGUGCCUUGGAGGAUCCAAACACGACAGCACGGUGGCGGAGAAGCUCAAAUCUGGACUUAACUAAUCCUGAGAACUUCCCUGAUUUCGAUAGAAAGUGUUUUGUUUAUUUACUGAAAUAUGCUGUCCGAGUUGCCUUUUUGUUGGACUUUUGUGUUUUGUUGGACAUUAAACACAUCCUACUGAAUAAAAGUGUAAAUGUAGCAGAUGAUUAAAACAGAAAUCCAUUUAUAAGAUUCAUAAAAUAUUGAAAAAUUUGUGGUGGAACAAUUCUGCAUUCACGUGUUGUCCAUGUCGUAAUGAAUGACCUCAAAUAAAAUAAAUGUGGCUAAGCUCCACCUCUUAA